UCAUAGAGUGCCUUCAUAGCGCAGAAGAAAAAAGGCCACAAAACUUCAAUUAACAAGUCAACGUCAAUGUCAAACUCUUCUGAAAUUGAGGUUAAGAACGAUCAUGCUUUUAUAUUUGUAAAUAAAAAGAAAAUUUUAGGGACGAAACAUUUUUAGUCGUCAGCAGCAUUAAAUAAUUUUUGGAAAUAAAAGUUUCUCAAGAUGGCAAAGAGUUUAAGAAGUAAAUGGAAGCGUAAAAUGCGCCAAGUAAAACGAGAGAGAUAUGGUAAGAAAGAACUAGACAGGUUAAAAAAGACUUUGGGUAUAGAAGAUAAACCUGGUGAAGCCUCAACGAGCACCACAGAUGCUACCAGGACUGAUCUAUCAGACGUGAUAACCUUUACCACAGCAGACGAAAUCAAGAAAAAACGGAAAGAAAAGGAACAGGAUAAAGAUAUAAUGGACCAGAGCACAUUAGAAGAUUUAAAGAAAUUUAACGCUAAAACAUUGAUGGAUGCAAAUGGUGCCUACCCCGUUUGGGUUCAUCCACGAAAAAUUAAGAAAUCUAAAAAAUCCAAAGAUAAAAAGGGGAAGAAGUCUAAGGGUAAAGUUUCAAAAAACUCUAAGAAAAAAUAAUGUGUAAUGAUUCAUUGUUAAAUAGGUAAAUGUUAUGAUUUUUUAGGCUAUAUGAAUUGUAUUGUUUAUUUUUAAUAAUAAACAUUUAUGUUGCUGUAAUGCAGAACAUAAUAAAAGAA
This is a messenger RNA of Diabrotica virgifera virgifera (western corn rootworm), 734 nucleotides long. Its product is annotated as protein LLP homolog. Gene Ontology annotation, biological process: dendrite extension. The transcript is spliced from 2 exons. Gene Ontology annotation, molecular function: RNA binding. The record is from RefSeq and is a predicted model, not a curated record. Bases 202 to 615 code for a protein of 137 amino acids. NCBI's taxonomy places the organism in Eukaryota, Metazoa, Arthropoda, Insecta, Coleoptera, Chrysomelidae. Gene Ontology annotation, cellular component: nucleolus.